Fonsecaea nubica is the source of this 840-nucleotide messenger RNA. RefSeq lists its product as hypothetical. The coding region runs from base 1 to 840 and encodes 279 amino acids. The record is from RefSeq and is a predicted model, not a curated record. The transcript has a single exon. NCBI's taxonomy places the organism in Eukaryota, Fungi, Ascomycota, Eurotiomycetes, Chaetothyriales, Herpotrichiellaceae.
AUGGGCGACGCUGGUGAUCUAUCAUCCCGCGAGGAAAUCUGCAAAGCCGCCCGAGAACAUCUCCGCGCUGAAGGCUGGGCUGUCAUCCCGGAUGUCCUGGACAAAGAAACAACGGCAAAUGUGCUCGACAGGUUAUGGAAGGCCAAAGAGGCGGGUGAGCAUCGUGGGGAUGCCACAUACAUUCCUCGCCUGGACCCCAACGAGGCCAAUGUUCGCGUCUUCUAUCUUCUCGAGCUGGACCAGAUCUUUCGAGACCUCAUCGUCCACCCGGUCGCCCUCGACAUGGUGAAAUCCGUCUUGGGAGACAACUUCCUCAUCUCUAAUUUCACGGCUAAUAUCGCUCGACCGGGCAGCCAGUCCAUGGCGCUCCACAGCGAUCAGAGCAUCGUGGUUCCAGAGCCGUGGAAGGAAGUCUGGUCACUCAACGUCAUCUGGUGUCUCACCGACGUCUACGGCGACAACGGUGCGACGCUAUAUAUCCCCGGGUCGAACAAGUACGAGUCAAGACAGGACAUUCCCGCAGAAGCCGAUAAGCUACUCCGACCCUUCGAGGCGAAAGCAGGCAGUAUCAUUCUGAUGGACGGCCGUGUCUGGCACACCUCGGGCGCCAACAUCACAAAGGAUCAAGACCGCGCGUUGAUGUUUGGAUAUUACACCAAGCCAUUCCUUCGGCAGCAGGUCAACUGGACGGCCAAGUUGCCUCGUGAAUUGCAGGAGACUCUGAGCGACGAGAUGAAGGAGUGGUUGGGCCUGGGAUAUAAUGCCAACAUUGCCAGGACGGGGAAUACUUCGUACAAUUAUCUCAGUAGGCAGUUUCCAAAGGGAGAAGCGCGAGCUUAG